Molecule: messenger RNA, 1704 nt
Organism: Seminavis robusta
Lineage: Eukaryota; Bacillariophyta; Bacillariophyceae; Naviculales; Naviculaceae
Source: the annotation of a GenBank genome assembly
UACCUAACAAGCACGUUUGCUGGGUUUCUUUCGCGUAGCCGUUGCAGUGGGGAUUUUUCGUCGUCACUGAAUCUUCUCGGAAUUUUCUGAGAACGACCACAAGCAAUAGCACGAAAGUGUUGUCGAAACCUCGUUGUCAUCGUCCUAGAGCAUUCAAGAUGAGUAUUAUUCGUCGCCCCAACAAGCCGGCACCUCUUUUGGAGGAGGGAGGAGAGCAGAGCAGCACCGUGUCGACGGAUUCAUCGUUUGCUGGCAACGGAAAGCCAGCUCCCUCCACGUACCUUUCCCUGGAAGACUUGCCGGUCGGAGAAGGAGUCUUCUCGAAGAUUUGGGAAUUUGAUCCUACACCCGAUACCCUCAAGACACUGUUGACUGGCUUGACUGUGGCUGGUUUGGUGUACAUGGUUUUCUCGGUUUUCCUAUGGACUGACAUUGUCGGAGUGGAUGGAAGUUGGGACGAAAGUCACGGAUUCGAAAGGUAUUCCUUUUGGGCUUUUCCACAAUUGAUGGCUGUUGCCUUGGGGCUGCCAAGUGAGAGGUUAUACAACCUCCUCUUCUUGACAUAUGGAGCCUACUUCCUGCUUUUAGCGGCGGAUUUGGUGCUUGGUUCCGCAAGCAGCCCCAAUGACAAUCGCACCCAUCCAUGGCCAAAGUCUUGGAAGACCGACAACACAUUGUGUUAUCACGAUAUGUUCUGCGAACCUACGCGCUUUGGUCGACUCCUGAGACGACCUGGCAAUACUCUUUCCAACGUGAAUUACAUGCUGUCAGCCGCUUGCGUCUCAUUCUCCACAUUCUCGGGCAAUGAGAACGUUUUCUGGAUGGGUGAUGCUCUUUUUGGAGCAAUGCUCUUUCUGUUGGGCAUCUUCUCCAACCUGUGGCAUGCCAGCAAUGCUCCCUGGACUCAAUAUGCCGACUUAUGGUCCAUGGAUAGCUGCAUCCUCUAUCUCAUCAUCCGCCACGUUUGCUUUGGAGCGUUGUCCUUCAUGCUCAAGUCUGUGACAACCAACAGAGCCCUGGCCCAGCAGGUGGCUGGUAUGGCUAACUAUGUGAUUUUUGCCGCUGUUGUGUUUGCUCUGGGCAAGUUGCAAUGGGCUUUGUUUCAAAAGGGAUGGCUGCACAGCCAAUGUCCUUUCUCUGCCCGUUCUCGGCUGCAUGGCAAGAGUUGUUUCUUUGGAGGAGGGCAAUUGGAUUGCCAUGUCACAACCAUUUGUUACUUUGCUGCCAUGCCCGUGGGCUACACCGCCGUUCCCACUUUGAUUCAGGUAUGUUUGAUAGGAUCAACGGGAUCUGUGUCAGCCGCCAAUUGGGCUUUUUGGAGCUUGAUCAUCGGCUGGAUCUACCGGCUCUGGGACCGAUGGGUGCUAGAUGGAUGCGUUUUCAUGAAAUACUUUACGGCUCCCGGCAAACCAACUCUAUUCCAUACCAUUGGGGCUGCACUCUUCUCUCCUACUGCUUCUUUGCACUUCUUCACCGGAAUCACGCUGCUGGCAGCAUACACCCAUGCGCGGUCAUUGGAAGAAUACGUCUGAUGGAUGCAUGCAUGGCUUUUGCGAUUGCACCAGUUUAGUUGUGGGGUAGGAAUUCUACCAUACAUGUAGCUCCCUUUUACAAGGGUUUAGUUUAUACAUGAGUUUGAUGAUAAUAUGUAAGUUGAUAGUGUUACAAUCAACAUCGCUUGAUGUGAACUGCCUGAGACAGACA